AUGUCCGACUGUAAGGUCAAAUUUGAUUUAGAUGGUUCUAAGGGAAAUAACUUGUUUCCGCCACCUAGUUCCUUGUCUGCUUCUGCUCACAUUAAAAACAUCCAAACAUACCAUGAGAGAUAUCGUUCAAGUUUAAAUGAAAGUGAUAAAUUCUGGAGAAAUGUUGCAUCUGAACUUUACUUUGAAAAAAUGACAGAUAAUGGAUUAGAGUGGAAUUUUAAUAGGGAAAAAGGAAGAAUAUUUGUAAAUUUUAUGAAAGGUUCUAGAACCAAUAUUGCUUACAAUUGUUUAGAAAGAAAUAUUAAUCGUGGUUUGGGAAAUAAAAUAGCUUUCAAAUUUGAAGGUAAUGAACCUGGCGAUGAAGAUUCAAUUACUUACAAAGAACUUCUUGAAAAAGUAAUUGCUUUUUCAGCUGUUUUAAGAAGUAAGGGUGUAAAAAAAGGAGAUGUUGUUGCAAUUUAUCUUCCAAUGUCAUUUGAAUUACCUAUUGCUAUGUUAGCCUGUGCACGUAUUGGGGCUAUCCAUUCAAUCGUUUUUGCAGGAUUUUCAAGUGAAUCACUUGCAAACAGAAUAAUUCAUUGUAAAUCAAAGAUCUUAAUUACUGCUGAUGCUUUUUAUAGAUCAAAUAAAUUAAUUGAUUUAAGAGCUCUUGCAGUUACAGCAGUUAAAAUUUGUGAAAAAAGUAACUACAAAAUUGACAGUAUGAUUGUUGUAAAUCAUUCUGAUAAAAUUACUAUUCCUAAUGGUGCUCCUCAACCAUCAACCUCUGCUGGUCCACUAGAUAUUGAAUGUUCAUGGGACUCAGAACUUAAACAAGCUUAUGGAAUUGAGAGUCCUGUUGAAUGGAUGGAUUCAGAGGAUCCAUCAUUUAUUUUGUAUACCUCAGGAUCAACUGGUUCCCCAAAAGGUAUUGUUCAUACAACAGCUGGAUACAUGACAUAUGCUUACUAUACUUGUAAAAUUACAUUUGAUUCACAAGAUGAUGAUAUGUAUUGGUGCACAGCUGAUUGUGGAUGGAUUACGGGACAUUCUUAUGUUGUAUAUGGUCCUCUAAUGAAUGGAAUGUCAUCAAUAAUCUUUGAAGGAAUUCCAACAUAUCCAGAUGCUGGAAGAAUGUGGAAUAUAGUUGAAAAAUAUGGUGUUACAAAGCUUUACACAGCACCAACUGCUGUAAGAUGUUUAAUGGGAUUUGGUAAUGAAAUUGUGAAGAAAUAUAAUCGUUCAUCAUUAAAAAUUAUUGGAAGUGUAGGUGAACCAAUUAAUCCAUCUGCAUGGGAAUGGCUUUAUUAUGUUGUUGGAGAAAAAAGGGCUGCUGUUGUUGAUACUUAUUGGCAAACUGAAACAGGAGGACAUGUUAUUGUACCUGUUCCUGGAGCAGUUCCAACAAAACCUGGUUCCGCAACUUUACCUUUCUUUGGAGUUGUACCCUGUAUUUUGGAUAACGAUGGUGCUUUAAUGGAAGGUCCUGGUGAAGGAAAUUUGUGUUUCUCACAACCAUGGCCAGGUAUAAGUAGAUCAUGUUGGGAUGAUCACGAAAGAUGGGAAAAAACAUACUUUUCCUCUUUCAAAGGAUAUUACUUUACAGGAGAUGGUUGUAGAAGAGACGAGGAUGGAUAUCAUUGGGUUACAGGAAGAGUUGAUGAUCUCAUGAAUGUCUCAGGUCAUUUACUUAGUACAGCUGAAAUUGAAUCAGCAUUAGUGGAACAUCCUGGUGUUUCUGAAGCUGCUGUCGUAGCUGCUCCUCAUAAUAUAAAAGGAAAUUUCCCAUAUGCUUUUGUAACAAUGCUAGAAGGAACCAAACUUACACCAACUAUUGUUAAUGAACUUAAAUUGACUGUACGUAGAAAAAUCGGUGCUAUUGCAGUUCCAGAUGUUGUUCAAGAAGCUCCAGGACUUCCAAAAACUCGUUCUGGCAAAAUUACACGUAGAAUUCUUCGCAAGAUUGCCGAAGGUGAUGUCAAUGCUGACUUUGGUGAUACUACCACUCUUGUCGAUGAAUCUGUCAUAACUAAGCUUAUUAAUAAUAGACCUGAGAGUAAGACUGGAUAA
Strongyloides ratti is the source of this 2049-nucleotide messenger RNA. Its product is annotated as Acetyl-coenzyme A synthetase 2-like, mitochondrial. Gene Ontology annotation, molecular function: AMP binding; acetyl-CoA synthetase activity. The coding region runs from base 1 to 2049 and encodes 682 amino acids. The record is from RefSeq and is a predicted model, not a curated record. The transcript has a single exon. Lineage: Eukaryota; Metazoa; Nematoda; Chromadorea; Rhabditida; Strongyloididae.